This is a messenger RNA of Parastagonospora nodorum SN15, 1230 nucleotides long. RefSeq lists its product as hypothetical. Lineage: Eukaryota; Fungi; Ascomycota; Dothideomycetes; Pleosporales; Phaeosphaeriaceae. The transcript has 2 exons. Bases 1 to 1230 code for a protein of 409 amino acids. The record is from RefSeq and is a predicted model, not a curated record. Gene Ontology annotation, biological process: protein phosphorylation. Gene Ontology annotation, molecular function: protein kinase activity; ATP binding.
AUGAAUCAGCAGCUGAAAACGUCCAGAAAGCGCCAAUUCCCAGAGCCAAUGCUUUGGCUGAUAUUCCGCGGCCUUGCCGAGUGUCUGCAUAUGAUGCAUACAGGUCGCACAGUCGCCCACAACGAACCCACAUUCGCUGACAGGUUGAUGAGCAAUGCAAACCUACCCAGAGCUGCUGGCUGGCGACCCCUGACGAACGUGGACAUCAAGCUUCGUAACGUCGUCAUCGGCCGCCCAACACCCCACUGGUAUGCCUCCUACAAGACAGCGCUGAUGAUCGACUUCGGCCACACGGCGCACAACAAGUAUCCAAAUAAAGCCUCAAAGCUGCAAAGCGCAAGGCCCUUCCAACCCCCACCCGCCAACCGCCGUAAUACCCCCAUCGACGUCCGCGCCUCAAUCUGGAACACGGGCAAGAUCAUGUACGAGCUGAUGAACCAAGAAUUCUACAACUUGUCCGACCCGAAAAUCGACAUUUUCAAACCCAGCGCCACGUUCCUCGGGCGCAGAUUCCGCUACUGGCCUGAGCUGGAAAUCCUCGUCAGAACAUGUCUCGCAGCUGACCCAGAUGCGCGCCCUCAGCUCAACGAAAUCCUCUGGGCCUCGGCCGACGGCUUGGAGAAAUGGGAGCAAACUGCAAUGCGCGUUUCCGGCCCGGACGUUCCCACCGACAUGCUCUGGGAGUGGAAGAAGGAAGAUUUCGCACUGGAUGCUGUGGUGCCGAAGCAUUGGCAUUGGCAUGCGAGGAAGCGCCCGGGACACGAUGAUAAAUCGUCUGAGGAUGAUGAUGGGCCGCUAGACACGCGCAGGCCGAGUAGUAAUCACGAGAGUGAGAGUGACGGGGAGUUUGGGGAUGAGAGUUAUCGGCCGGGUACGGCGGAACAGAUUAUGGAGAGGCGGAGGAGACAUGUUGCUGACCCUGUCGUGGCGCCGCGAGAUGGAGGCGCUGCAAGUGGCCCGCCAUCUUCGCGCAGGCUGAGUAGUAGCGAGCAGAGUGAGGGGGAGUUUGGCGGGGAGAGUUUUCGGCCGAGUACGACGCAGGAGGUUACGAAGGAAAUUGAGGAGGCGAGGAGGGUGAGGGGAGGGCCUGCACUUAUUGCGGCGCCGGGAGUUGGAGAUGCUGUGGCGUUGGAUGGAAGGACUGCGGUUGAUGAACGUGUGCCAGGUGCGAAGAGGAAGUCGAGUGAGGAUGGGGGAGGGCGGUCGAAGAGAAUUAGGAGGAGUAGGUAA